AGAGGGAGACCCGGCGAGUGGAGACGCGGCGGCGGCGGGCGGCAUGUGGCUGGGGGCGGGCAAGGUCCCCGGAGCCGCGGCGGUCUUCUACGGGGCUCUGGCGGGGCUCGUCCUGCUGGGCGUCCGGGACGUGCUCUUCCAGUACGAGGAGAACCGGUGCAGCAUGACCUACAUGUUCGAGUACCCCGAGUAUUUGAAAAUAAAGCUUCCUAGGAAAGUAUCCAGGCGUUAUCCAGCCUAUGAGCUCUAUCUUUACGGGGAAGGAAAUUAUGCAGAAGAAAAUAGAAAUCUGCUCUUAACUGGGAUUCCAGUACUCUUCCUCCCUGGCAAUGCUGGGAGUUACAAACAAGUACGUUCCCUUGGGUCAAUAGCCCUCAGAAAGGCAGAAGAUGCUGACUUCAAGUAUCAUUUUGAUGUCUUCAGCGUCAACUUCAAUGAGGAACUUGUUGCACUCUAUGGUGGAAGUCUACAAAGGCAAACUAGAUUUGUGCAUGAGUGUAUUAAAGUAAUUCUUAAAUUGUAUAAGGGCCAGGGGUUUGCUCCACGUAGCGUUGCAAUAGUAGGUCAUUCCAUGGGCGGCCUUGUUGCAAGAGCACUGCUGACGCUUAAAAAUUUCAAGGUGGAACUCCUCAAUGUCCUCGUUACUCAGGCCACACCUCACAUUGCACCUGUAAUGCCUUUAGACCGAUAUCUUACUGAUUUUUACAGAGCGGUAAACCAGAAAUGGAUUCAGAAGGCUAAAGAAAUAAAGAAUCUAACGACUCUUUCUGUGGCGGGAGGAUUUCGAGAUUAUCAAGUUCGUUCAGGAUUGGCUUUUCUGCCCCGAACAAGUCAUCAAAGCAGUGCCUUAUGUGUUGUGACUUCAGCCAUUCCUCGUGUCUGGGCUUCAACAGACCAUCUCUCCAUAGUUUGGUGUAAAGAAUUGAUCUUGGCUACCAUCCGAGCAUUUUUUGACCUUAUUGAUGAAAACACUAAGCAGAUAACAGAAGAUCCACAGAAGAGAAUGCUAGUGUUAAAUCAUCACUUUCUGAGGCACCCUGCAAAAUUAUAUGAAGAGAGCCCUGAAUCUGUUGCUGAACUAACAGGAGAAGUAAACUGGAUCCAGAUAAAAACUUCAAAAUGGUCCUAUACAGUGUACAAUGAAUCGGAUGGAAAAUACUUUACUUUCCCUCUCUCAGCCCAUCGAAAACCAUACAGUCAUGUCUACUGUCAAAGCAGUAUGUUGGACACAAAUAGUUGGAUAUAUGGCUGCAUAAAUAGUUCCUCAUCUGUGUGUUUGCGAGGUGUUGAUUUGAGCUGGAAAGCUGAAUUACUGCCAACAGUUAAGACUGUGACUCUGAAACUUCAAGACUAUCCUUCUUUGUCUCAUCUUGUGCUUCAUAUACCAGCUGUCAAUGGAAAUAAGUUUACUUUUGACUGCGAGUUCUUUAACGAAGCUUCAAGAACAGUACAGCUUCCUGUGACCCACCUUUUUUCAUUUGGGCUUUCUUCAAACAAAAUCGUAUUGAAUUCAACUGGCCUUAUUCACAAGGUUCAGCUUCAACAUUUUUGUCAGAUAUACCAAGCUUUUAACAUCCUGAUAGAGAGCCGCUGCCAGUCGCUUAAAGAAAGGAAACCUUCUGUGUACCAGCUUCAUAUACCAUGGUCCUAUGAAGACUCUUUAACUUUGUCACAGGUUCCAUCUUCGACUGAGAUUUCUGCAAAGCUGCACAUUGCCCAGCCUGAAAAUGACACUGCUGUUCCAUUGUUGAACAUUUAUUCAUCUUCAGAUUGCCAAUAUGAAGUAACCGUCAAGACCUCUUUUCUGCAAGUCCUUGGUCAGGUAAUAAGAUUCCAUGGUGGCACUCUUCCCGUGUACAUAAUUUCUAAUAUUCUUCUUGCUUAUGGAAGACAGUUAAGGUCCCUAAUUUCAACAGGUCACUGCACAGAUUUUGCACCUGCACUUACUAAAGCAGCCAAGCCCUAUAAAGUAGAACCAAUAGUGAAUAUUGUUAAAUUCUUGUUGGGGCUUAACUGGUUUAAAGGAAUCUGGGAUAUAUUAUCCUUACCAGAAUUGGAUGCUGUUACACUGAACAACCGGAACUUGUGGUUUCCUUUUGUUUCUCUAAUCCUUUUUAUGUUUGGGACCGGCCUAGCCUAUUGGGGUGGCAUACUCUUCAGUUCAUCUCUAAGGAUCUCAUCCUCAUUGCAUAUAGCUUUGACCAGACCCUCUCGACAUCCAUCAGACCCCAGUUUGUUUACGCGAAGAACGUUGUGCGUAGCUGUUUGCAUGUUUUUCCUUAGCUGGACGACAUGUGGAGCGUUGGCUAUAUUAAUGACAUAUGCUCAUUACACCUUCAAGGUUAUUAAACUGCAUUCACACGUCAGAACAGAACUAAGUGUCCUUGAUACGUGCCCAAAGAACUCGGAACAAAGCUCCGCUUGUUCCAAAAGAGAAACGGAAAAGAGCUGUGCGUCAUCAGCAGAUGGCCUUUCAGAAGCAGCAGCAGCAACAUCAUCACCUACGGGCAGCACAGCCAUUGACAGCGUUGUAGACAGUCUUAAGAUGCACGUCACCGUCCUCAACUUGCUUACGUUGAUUGUGCUGCUCAGUUGCCCAUCUUUAAUUUACUGGCUGAAAAAUCUCAGGUACCAUAUCAAGCUUGAUCCUGAUCCAUGUAGAUCAACUGCUUUUAUGCUCAUAGGCAUUUUGGGUAUACUCAUGAAUGCAAGCACUACAAAAGUUAAAACAAGUAAACUGCUGAAGAUUGCUGCACAUCUCCCACUUCCUUUGUCUGUUGCCGCUGUGGUGUUUGCACCAAUGCACUUAGACAGAAUGCCAUACUUCGUAAUCAUUCCUCUUUUUCUUCAUGCGUUAUGUUGCAUUGUGUAAAGACUGCAGUUUACCAAAGCACCAAGCACACCAGGAAGCGGUGGCGGGAGGGCGUUGAACCAAGGAUAAUCUGGGACAACAUGAAAAUAUCAUGGACAUUAUCUUCUGUCCGUGGCAGAAGUGAAAACAAUGCUGGGCACAUGUUGUGAAGGUUGAUCCAGUUAGAAACCAUAGGGUUUUGUACCUUGCUGUUACAAAAAAAAAAAUACUUGUAGAAACUUACAAUUCAGUUCAUAAUCUGCCUCUGACAAUGAUGCUUUAUUUUU
Messenger RNA from Lacerta agilis (Sand lizard), 3138 nucleotides. It is a transcript of the gene PGAP1, whose product is annotated as post-GPI attachment to proteins inositol deacylase 1. The coding region runs from base 44 to 2872 and encodes 942 amino acids. The transcript has 27 exons. The record is from RefSeq and is a predicted model, not a curated record. NCBI's taxonomy places the organism in Eukaryota, Metazoa, Chordata, Lepidosauria, Squamata, Lacertidae. Gene Ontology annotation, biological process: endoplasmic reticulum to Golgi vesicle-mediated transport; GPI anchor metabolic process. Gene Ontology annotation, molecular function: phosphatidylinositol deacylase activity. Gene Ontology annotation, cellular component: endoplasmic reticulum.